Molecule: messenger RNA, 846 nt
Organism: Panicum virgatum (switchgrass)
Lineage: Eukaryota; Viridiplantae; Streptophyta; Magnoliopsida; Poales; Poaceae
Product: cysteine proteinase inhibitor 8-like
Exons: 1
Coding region: 115-510 (131 amino acids)
Molecular function (GO): cysteine-type endopeptidase inhibitor activity
Source: RefSeq, a predicted model, not a curated record
CUUCGACGCCAAGCAAAGCAGUCACGUCUCCCAGAUCUCCCCACCACCAGCGUCGCACGACAAUCCCCCCCUCUUCCUUCUCGACCCAAUCCCAAGCUCCCACCCGAUCCGGCCAUGGCGAGACCCCUCCUCCUCUUUCUCCUCCUCGCCGCCCUCGCCGCCUCCGCCGCCGUCCCUGCCCGCGCGACGCUGGGCGGGGUCGGCCGCGGCACCGGCCCGCGGGUGGGCGGGUGGAGCGCGAUCCCGGACGUGAGCGACCCGCACAUCCAGGAGCUGGGCGGGUGGGCGCUGGGGCAGGCGAAGCAGGCGCGGCUGGCCGGCGAAGGGCUGCAGUUCCGCCGCGUGGUGCGCGGGGAGCAGCAGGUGGUGUCCGGGAUGAACUACCGCCUCUACAUCGACGCUGCGGACGCCGCGGGGCGGAGCGCACCCUACGUCGCCGUCGUGUACGAGCAGAGCUGGACCAGCACCCGCCAGCUCACCUCCUUCAACAAGGCGCCCCGCGCCCACUGAAUCAUCUGUCCAUGCCUUGAUCCACCCCGGCGGCCCGGUUCGGCGGUCGGCGACGACGGCGUCUCCUCUCCUCCAUGUUUAAUUAGUAAUUACUUCUAGUGAACAUUACUGCUCCUAGUAUAUGCUGCCAGUGAAUGAGUACUGCGUUUUACUACUAGUUGCUGUUGUGGGGUUAAUCUGCGACCCAGCCAUGUGGAUGAAGAUGCGCGUAAUCGAUCGAGGCUAUGUGCUAGAAGUAGAACUACUGCUGGAAUGUACUCCUAUAAUGAUGUAAUCAAGGGUUUGUGCCUGUGUUGGCUCUUGUGUUAAUGGAGUUACUGUCGUAUUGAUGUCGUU